Molecule: messenger RNA, 867 nt
Organism: Coffea eugenioides
Lineage: Eukaryota; Viridiplantae; Streptophyta; Magnoliopsida; Gentianales; Rubiaceae
Product: protein PHLOEM PROTEIN 2-LIKE A1-like
Exons: 3
Coding region: 165-710 (181 amino acids)
Source: RefSeq, a predicted model, not a curated record
UUUCUACAUUUUUCUGUAUUAAAACAAACCAACCCUCAAGAAACACAAGCAGCUGACAGAAAAGGGCUUGCUUUUUUUCUUUUUUUUUUUGAGGGUUUGUGUAUAUCACGAAACACAAGCAACAACAGCCAGAAAGAAUCCGCAGCUGAUUCACUUGCAAUUCGAUGGCAGUAGGCGGCAAAAUUCGCGAAAACAAAAAGGAAGAAUUUUUGGAGCACAAAAAGAAGAAAAGAUGGGUUGAUGAGAAGUCCGGAAAUUAUUGCUUCAUGCUGUAUCCAAGAUCCUUGUAUGUAACUUGGGGACAACGGGAAUACUGGGACUGGAAAUGCUUCAAGGAAACGAGCGACGACAACAUUGAAGUUGUCAAACUGAGUCACAUCUGCUGGUUGGAUGUGAGGGGAAAAUUCAAGAUGUCUGAUCUCUCAAAAGGUGCUAUGUAUGAAGUUGUGUACAUGGUGAAGUUGACAAAGGGCGCUGAUGGUUGGGAACUUCCUAUCACCUUGAGACUAUCUCUUCCAGGCGGAGAAGUUCAAGAACGAAAAGUGAGUCUGUUGGAGAAGCCAAGAGGAGAGUGGAUAGAGCUCAAUCUGGGCAGCUUUCAGGCGAGCGAUGGAGAACACGGUGAGGUCUGCUUUGAUCUCUGGGAACAUGGAGGACACUGGAAAAAUGGACUUCUUGUCCAGGGAGCAAUCAUCAGGCCAUGCAAUUAGUGUCAUGAAAGAAAAUUACCAUCCCUCUCUGUAUUCUUGUGUUACAUCCAUCACCCUCGGUAGUUCCGUUCAGAAAUAUGAACUUGUAUUGAUCACGUCCUGGACAAGAUGAAAGAAAUUAUUCCUAUAAAUUUAAAAUAAAACAAUUGUUUCUGAA